This is a messenger RNA of Choloepus didactylus (southern two-toed sloth), 4149 nucleotides long. RefSeq names its product unc-13 homolog D (gene UNC13D). The transcript has 33 exons. The record is from RefSeq and is a predicted model, not a curated record. NCBI's taxonomy places the organism in Eukaryota, Metazoa, Chordata, Mammalia, Pilosa, Megalonychidae. The coding region runs from base 181 to 3453 and encodes 1090 amino acids.
GGCCCACCCCGACGCCCCCUACUGGGGGGUGCCAGACCCACCCCAGGGCGCUGGUGGGAGGCGGGGCAGGCCCAGCACCGCCUCCUGCUCCACUCCUGCCUCCAGCCUGGGAGGAUCCCAGGAUCCUGGGAGGAGCAGCGGCAGCGGGGACAGCAAAGGGGAAGGGCCGAGCCGGCCACCAUGGCGACACCCCUGUCCCACACUCAGCGGCGCCCUCCCUUCUUGCGCCAAGCCAUCAAGAUAAGGCCCCGCAGGGUCAGAGAACUGCAGGAUCCCCUGCCCCAAACAGCUGCGGAGAUCGAGCCUCCGUCCCACCACUUCUCCCCUGAGGAGCGGGCCCUGCUCUACGAGGAAGCCAUCUACACCAUCCUGCACCGUCUGGGCCGGCCUGAGCCCGGCCACGUGACCGAGGCCUCUGAACUGCUGCUCUACCUGCGGGAGGCCUUCCACCUGGAGCCUGAGGAGCACCAGCAGAUGCUGCAGCGGGUCCAGGAGCUUGAGAAACCCAUCUUCUGCCUGAAGGCAACAGUGAAACAGGCCAAGGGCAUCCUGGGCAAGGAUGUCAGUGGGUUCAGUGACCCCUACUGCCUGCUGGGCAUCGAGCAGGGGGUGGGCGUGCCCGGGGGCAGCCCGGGGGCGCGGCGCCGGCAGAAGGCCGUGGUGAAGCACACCAUCCCCGAGGAGCAGACCCACCGCACCCGGGUUGUCACCCAGACCCUCAACCCCGUCUGGGAUGAGACCUUCAUCCUGGAGUUCAAGGACAUAAGCAGUGCGAGCUUUCAUCUGGACAUGUGGGACAUGGACACGGUGGAGUCUGUCCGACAGAAGCUGGGGGAGCUGACGGACCUGCACGGGCUGCGGAGGAUCCUGAAGGAGGUCCGGAAGGACAAGGGCCAGGACGACUUUCUGGGGAACGUGGUUCUGAGGCUGCAGGACCUGCGCUGCCAGGAAGACCAGUGGUACCCGCUGGAGCCCUGCACUGAGACCUACCCCGACCGCGGCCAGUGCCACCUGCAGUUCCAGCUCAUCCACAAGCGGAGGGCCACCACAGCCAGCCGCUCGCAGCCCAGCUACACGGUGCACCUCCACCUUCUGCAGCAGCUCAUGUCACACGAGGUCACCCAGCACCAGACAGGUAGCACGUCCUGGGAUGGGUCAUUGAGUCCUCAGGCCACCACCGUCCUCUUCCUCCACGCCACGCAGAAGGACCUGUCCGACUUUCACCGGUCCAUGGCGCAGUGGUUGGCCUACAGCCGCCUCUACCAGAAUCUCGAGUUCCCCAGCAGCUGCCUGCUGCACGCCAUCACCAGCAUCGAGUACCAGUGGAUCCAGGGCCGGCUCAAGGCAGAGCAGAUGGAGGAGCUGGCCGCCUCGUUCAGCUCCCUGCUGGCCUAUGGCCUCUCCCUCAUCCGGAAGUUCCGGUCCGUCUUCCCCCUCUCUGUGCCCGACUCCCCGGCCCGGCUGCAGGCUCUGCUCAGGGUGCUGGCACAGAUGUGCAAGAUGAAGGCCUUUGGAGAGCUGUGCCCCAGCAGCCAACCACUGCCCCGCCUGGUGACAGAGGCCCUGAGGACUGGCACCGUCGAAUGGUUCCACGUGAAGCAGCAGCACCACCAGCCCAUGGUGCAGGGCCUGCUGGAGGCGGGAAAGGCCUUGCUGAACCUGGUUCAGGACGUCAUCGGCGACCUGCGUCAGUGCCAGCUCACGUGGGGCAAGAUCUUCCACAAUGUCCUCAAGAUCGACCUCUUCUCCACGGCCUUUCUGGAGCUGCAGUGGCUGGUGGCCAAGCGAGUGCAGGACCACGUGGUGGCGGUGGAGUGCCCCAUGUCCCUGGAGAUGGGCGAGAGUCUCUUCCAGCUUUAUGUCAGUCUCAAGGAGCUCUGCCUGCUGGGCCCUGUCCCCUCUGAGAGGGACGGAGUCCUGGCCCUGGACGGCUUCCACCGCUGGUUCCAGCCGGCCAUCCCCUCCUGGCUACAGAAAACCUACAGCGUGGCCCUGGCCCGCGUGCAGCGGGCUGUGCAGAUGGACAAGCUGGUGCCCCUGGGGGAGCUGACCAAGCAUAGCACCUCGGCCGUAGAUCUGUCCACCUGCUUCGCCCAGAUUAGCCACACGGCCCGGCAGCUGGACUGGCCUGACGUGGAGGAGGCCUUCAUGAUCACCGUCAAGUUCGUGGAGGACACCUGUCGGCUGGCCCUGGUGUACUGCAGCCUCAUCAAGGCCCGAGCCCGCGAGCUCUCUGCAGGCCAGAAGGACCAGGGCCAGGCAGCCAACAUGCUGUGCGUGGUGGUGAACGACAUGGAGCAGCUGCGGCUGGUCAUCGGCAAGCUUCCCACCCAGCUGGCAUGGGAGGCGCUGGAGCAGCGCGUGGGAACCAUGCUCGAGCAGGGGCAGCUGCAGAACACGCUGCACGCCCAGCUGCAGGGCGCGCUGGCCGGGCUGGGCCACGAGAUCCGCACGGGCGUCCGCACCCUGGCGGAGCAGCUGGAGGUGGGCAUUGCCAAGCACAUCCAGAAACUCGUGGGCGUGAGGGAGUCCGUCCUGCCGGAGGAUGCCAUUCUGCCCCUGAUGAAGUUCUUGGAGGUGGAGCUUUGCUACAUGAACACCAACCUGGUGCAGGAGAACUUCAGCAGCCUUCUGACCCUGCUCUGGACCCACACGCUCACGGUGCUGGCGGAGGUGGCUGCCUCCCAGCGGAGCUCCCCGCUGGCCUCUAGCAGGCUGAGAACCGCCCUGCAGAACCUGGAGAUCUGCUUCCAUGCGGAGGGCUGUGGUCUGCCACCCGAGGCCCUGCACACCGCCACCUUCCAGGCUCUGCAGAGGGACCUGUUGCUGCAGGCGGCCUCCAGCCGGGAGCUCAUCCAGCAGUACUUCUGCAGCCGCGUCCGGCAGCAGGCGGAAACCACCUCUGAGGGGCUCGGGGCAGUCACGGUCAAGGCCUCCUACCGCGCCUCCGAGCAGAAGCUGCGUGUGGAGCUGCUCAGCGCCUCUAAUCUGCUGCCCCUGGACUCCAAUGGCACCAGCGACCCCUUUGUCCAGCUGACCUUGGAGCCCAGGCACGUGUUCCCCGAGCUGGCCCCUCGCGAGACCCAGAAGCACAAGAAGGACCUUCACCCGCUCUUUGAUGAGACCUUUGAAUUCCUGGUGCCCGCCGAGCCGUGCCAGACGGAGGGGGCAUGCCUUCUGCUCACUGUGCUGGACCACGACAGGCUGGGGACCGACGACCUGGAGGGGGAGGCCUUCCUGCCACUGCGCUCAGUGCCAGGUUUGCCUGGCAGCGAGGAGCUGGGUGAGGUGCCGCAGACGCGCCUGCCCCUCACCUACCCUGCACCCAACGGGGACCCGAUCCUGCAGCUGCUGGAGAGCCGGAAGGGAGACCGCGAGGCCCAGGGGUUUGUGCGGCUGCGGCGGCAGCGCGCCAAGCAAGCCUCUCAGCACGCCCUGCAGCCAGGGCGGUAGCAGUGGAGGCUGGGAGCGGGGUCCCCGGGCGCGAGGGCUUUCCUGUCAGGGUGGGUGGGACCCUCCCCACCACAGCACAGCCCUCCAGCCCAACCUAAUGCCCAGGAAGGGUCCUGCGAGUCUGGGGAGCUCCAGCUUAUGGGGCCUGUGGUGAUAGGUGCACCUUGAGUGAUAUCUAUAUCCCCGCCUCUGCCUCAAGCCCUGGCCUGGGCCUUCUCUGCCGAAAGCCAGCCCCCGGGCAGGGGAGCACCUGUCGGCCUCUCCUGCCCCAUUCCCAUUCUCCCUUUUGGAGAAGGUGCUCUGGCAAGCAGGUUUUGGGGCCCUCUGUCUCUCCUCCUGCCUGUUCCUGCUGCUGGGGUGGGGCAAGCACCCCUGGUCCUGUUCCUCCACACCCACCCAGGCUUGCUGGAACCAGGGCUGUGGGCACAGGGCCUCCUGGGUGGGGGACACGGUCAAGGCUGCAGCUGCCCUUGGUGGGGGGGAGUCCAGUCCCCUUCCGAGGGGACUGCCAGCACCCAGGGGAGGAGCAAAGAGCCCGAAGUCUAAAGGGGUGAGAGCUGCCAGGCAUGGGGCUGGCAUGAGGCAGAAAGCAGGAGGCGAGCUUGGCCAGCUGUAUCUGCCAGGACACUUCCUCCCUGGGACGACAGCACCCACUGCCCAUAAGUUUUAGUAAAAAUAAUAAAAAAUAAAAACCCA